AUGAUCAGCGAAGCAGCUAACGGCAGUGAUGCAGGUGGUCAAGGAACGGACGUGAUUAUCACACAAGCAGAGAUAGUGAUUUACGUGAUAUUUCUAGUGAUCGAGUCAACUGUCUCUAUUCUCGGCAGCGUUCUGGUCUGCGUGACCUUCACGUGUAUUAAGACUCUGAAUAGCAAGCCCACCAGUAAGCUCAUUGUCAACUUGGCCGUAAGCGAUGCGGCCAUGGGAGUCCUUGUGUUACCCUUCACCGCUGCUACUGUGGUGAACCAGGCCUGGGUCUACGGGAACGUCGCGUGCCAGAUCCAGGCGCUCAUCAAGACCUUUCUGAGUCAGGUCCAGCGAUCCACUAUGCUGCUCAUCGCGGUCGACCGCCUCCUCCGUAUCAGGUUCCGCUACAGCUACGGCAUGAGCCGGCCCAACGUCAUGCUAUGGCCCAUCCUUGUCACCUGGCUGGUGAACCUGGUCCUGGCGGUGCCGCCGCUCUUAGGCUGGGGAAAAUUCGAGUGGCUCCCCAACAAACCCUCCUGCACCAUCAACUGGCUGGCCAACUUGUCCUACUCCAUCGCCUUCCUGACGGUCUUCGGCUUCUCCAUGCAGUUCGUCAUCUCAGCCUGUUACGUGUUAAUCUUCCUGAAGGUACGCGCCAGCAGGAGGCGCGUGCAGCAAACGGCCAUGCUCAGCCUGCACGGCGAGCAGCCGUCGGCAUCGACCACAGACCGGUCGUCUUCACCGGCGCCCGCCCGGCGAAAUCCUGCCGCCAAUCCCUUCAUGUCCAAGGAAGAAAUCGCUGUGGCCCGGACCAUGAUCAUCCUCGUCACCCUGUCCACGGUACUCUCACUGCCGUACAUCGUCUGUAAUCUCAUCUCCCUCAUCUUGAACACUCAACUGUCCUACCGAAACGAGAUCGCCGUUGUCAUGACCGUGUACUUAAAUAGCUGCUUGAAUCCUGUGAUAUACGGAGUAACAAAUUCUCGUUUCAGGCAAGGAUUCCGGACUGUGGUUCGUUGCUCAUGCCGGGGUGAACGUUAA
Messenger RNA from Acanthaster planci (crown-of-thorns starfish), 1029 nucleotides. Its product is annotated as alpha-1B adrenergic receptor-like. Lineage: Eukaryota; Metazoa; Echinodermata; Asteroidea; Valvatida; Acanthasteridae. Gene Ontology annotation, molecular function: G protein-coupled receptor activity. Gene Ontology annotation, cellular component: membrane. The record is from RefSeq and is a predicted model, not a curated record. Gene Ontology annotation, biological process: G protein-coupled receptor signaling pathway.